AGCCAUAGUGGGAUAAAAACUAUAAACCAAUUCCAUUGGAUCUUCUGGUCAAGUCUCAAGGCCAGCAGAAUCAUAAAUAUGAGCGCAUUGAACCACGCAAACAAGGCGCGAUGCAGAAUCGCCAUAGAAGGCUUUUAUUCAAAAGCAGGAGCAUGCGUACAAGCAAACAUAAGAUCACAAGAAAGCAGUAGAGUAACUCAGACACACUUUAUUAUGAAUACUUAUCAUCGAAAGGACAGUUUGAAACGAGACAUAGAAAAUUCGAGGAGGAAAAUAAGAAAGAUAUUGAGGAAACAAGGAAGAAAAGAAGAAAUAAAUAAAAAUCGAAAAAAUUCGCAGCAAAUAUAACGCACAUCAACAUCUAACAUUCAAAUUUGCAAAAACGUGUGCACGUGUGUAUGUGAGCGGGAAUCCUUGAAUGCAACUGGAAUCGAGAAUAUGAACAUAACCAUGGACUAUCAAGUGCUACCAAUCUUGGCUGCGGUAGGAACAAUAGUUGUUAUAGGAGUUGUUAUGAAAUUAUAUAAGACAUUGUCGUGGUUGGGUGAGAAAAAGAAGAAAUCUCCAGUACUGCUGGUUGACCCAGUAGUCAAAUAUAGUCUGCCUCUUAUUCAAAAAGACAUAAUAAGCCAUGACACAAGAAAAUUCAGAUUUGGAUUACCAACGCCAAAGCAUGUUCUUGGUUUGCCUAUUGGUCAACAUGUACAUUUAACAGCAAAAAUUAGAGAAGAGGUUGUGAUACGAGCAUAUACACCUGUUUCAAGUGACGAUGAUGAAGGCUAUGUGGAUCUUGUCAUUAAGGUAUACUUCAAGAAUGUACACCCAAAGUUCCCUGAGGGUGGGAAAUUGUCUCAAUAUUUAGAAAACAUGAAAAUAGGAGAUACUAUUGACUUCAGAGGUCCAUCUGGGAGAUUGGUUUAUAAAGGAAAUGGCACAAUGUCCAUAAAACUUCUUAGGAAAGAACCACCUGUAGAAUAUAAUAUUAAGAAGAUCGUUAUGCUCGCUGGUGGUACGGGUAUCACGCCGAUGCUACAGCUGAUUCGUGCGAUAAUAAAGGACAAAACGGACGAAACGCAAACAUCCUUACUGUUCGCUAAUCAGACUGAGAAGGACAUCUUGUUGCGGAACGAACUGGACGGUAUUGCCAAAGAUCAUCCGGACAAGUUGAAAGUUUGGUACACGGUAGACACGAGCAGCGAUGGAUGGCCUUACAGUACUGGGUUUAUUAACGCUGACAUGAUAAAGAACCACAUGUUCCCACCGUCGCCCGACACCAUUGUGUUGAUGUGUGGGCCAGCUCCGAUGAUCAAUUUCGCUUGUACGCCGAAUCUCGAUAAACUCGGCUACGAUACAAAGCUACGAUUCGCGUACUAAUCGAUUUGCCGCUAAAGAUCGCAUGUAGUGUAAAUCCGUCAGCCGAAACUUACAACGCUUUUAGUACCUUAGUAAAGAGAACCGAGCUUUUGAUUGUUUGGCUGUGAGUAUAUGGUUUUACAUUUAGCGAGAUAUCUGAGGACGUAAAAUGAUGCCAAUCACAGAUGUUUGUCCACAAAUUUUCUGUAAGAACUUUUCCGUAAAAACGGGUUUAACAGUAUUGACGAUUAUUACGUAAGAAUAAUCAACUUACAACGUAAAUAGUCAAUGAAACUUAGCCAUGUUAUACGUGGAUAAAUUUAUCCAUAUAAAUGUUGAGAUAUGCAAGAUACGCAUAGAUACCAGAAUUAUAUUUCCAGUUUUUUUUAUUGUUCUUGAUACAUACGUAAAAUCCAUAGAAUUUAAGGGGAGAAAAAGAUUCAAGAUCAAAUCACACAUAUGAAUGAUAUAUAGUAAGUACUUGCUUCACCACUGUGAAAUAUAUUUUAUUCAACUAUUUGUCUGCACAUUGUUAUGAAAGUAGCUUAUGUAAUAAAUUAGUUGAAUAAAAUAUAUUACUAACGUGCGUUAUCCGUAGGAAGUAUUGUAUGUCGGAGCAUUUAUUGACGUUGAAUCCAUUGUAUUGUUACAAAAAAAAUCUCGAACACGCAGACAAUACCCUUUUCUUAAUAUCCUAUAAUGCUAUAUUUGACAGAGAAACAAGGUCAGAGUAUAAACUUUAAAUACAAAAUGACGAUCAAAAAACGUGAUGAAAUAUAUUCAUUUUCUAUUCA
Molecule: messenger RNA, 2147 nt
Organism: Odontomachus brunneus
Lineage: Eukaryota; Metazoa; Arthropoda; Insecta; Hymenoptera; Formicidae
Product: NADH-cytochrome b5 reductase 2
Exons: 6
Coding region: 439-1374 (311 amino acids)
Cellular component (GO): mitochondrion
Molecular function (GO): oxidoreductase activity; FAD binding
Source: RefSeq, a predicted model, not a curated record